AUGUGUCAUCCUGACGUAUCAUGGGUUGAUAUACUACCGACAGUCCUACUUGGACUUAGGAAGGAAGAUCUUCAAGUAUCACCUUCCGAUUUACUUUAUGGCGGUUCAUUGCGUCUUCCAAACGAUUUCUUUGAUGAAGCCGAUAAUCCUGUUGAUUCUCCUGAAUUUUUACGAAAACUUCGGGAAUAUUUUAAUCUUCUGCGCCCUACACCAACAGCUCAUCACAAUAAAGGCAAGAUGUUUAUCUUGAAAAAUCUCCAUGAUUGCACUCAUGUCUUUCUACGUACUGAUGCUGUUCGAGGACCUUUACAGACACCAUACACGGGUCCGUACAAGGUUAUAAAACGACUUUCAGACCGGUUAUACACAAUACGAAUCAAAGAAAAUGAUGUAAACGUAUCCGCAGACAGAUUAAAACCAGCUUUUAUCAUAAAUGAUACUCAGCAGAACAUCACUUCGGAAAUUCCCAACACACCACCUGAUCAACAAAGUACAAAUUCUACAUCUCAAAAUACCACAUCUGCUAAUCAACUUACUGCCGCCACGAAUGUUGCGCAACGUAGUCCAACGCCUACGGAAAUAUCGUUCCAAUCAGAUCCUGACUUUGUCACUGGAGAGGGAGUGGAUGUGGCAGCACCGAGCCUGCCUGUUUUACAAAACCAACAGUCUGGCAACGCAUCAGAUAGAAGCAAACGAGUUGACAGACGUAAACAGAAAUUAAUUCCAAAAGUCGUCUUUGCUACUACACAUGUAGCUUUCUAG
Lucilia sericata (common green bottle fly) is the source of this 762-nucleotide messenger RNA. RefSeq lists its product as uncharacterized. The record is from RefSeq and is a predicted model, not a curated record. NCBI's taxonomy places the organism in Eukaryota, Metazoa, Arthropoda, Insecta, Diptera, Calliphoridae. The transcript has a single exon. Bases 1 to 762 code for a protein of 253 amino acids.